GUAGAGCACAAUAAUUUUUUUAGUUGUGAAACUAGUGAAAAACAUGUUAAAAUUUUGUGUAGUUAACUCAUUCAUAGCGAAAAUCACAUUGUAAAAUAUUUUAGCUUAGAUUUUAUUUUGAAUUGUUUUAAUCAUCUAAAAAAUGUUUUGAGUGGAUAUAAAAAUAUUGAAUUUUACUACCAAAAAAAAAAAAUAUUGAAUUUAGUUGUUAUUUGGAUUUUUACUUUUUUUUUUUUAAUAAUUCACCUUGAAAAUUUUGGGCCUCUCUAUAUCAGUUCAUGUCCCGUUCUUGAUGUAUAAAUUAAUGAAAACAAUUUCACUAACCAAAUAUACCAUCAUAUACUAUCGUGGUUCAUGUUGUGAAAGUAGACGGUGAUGAAAUGGAUAAAUUAUAGUUAGUAUAUUUCAAUUAUCAUGCAUACAAUUGUUUUAUACUAUGAUAUAUUCAUAUCACUAAAAUACACUUUCAUGUCACCAUUGGUAUAAGCAAGAUCGAAGCACCUAGAGCUUCUAACAGAGUAGCUCGCCGGCUUCCCAAGCCACGUCUGAGCGAGAAGGAAGUUUCGGAUUUGCCAGUGGCGCUCUUCUCGGGACACAGGUUGGGUUGGAGAAAGAUUGUCAAACCGGUUUAAGUCAUUGAGCCGUUCAAGCAAGGGGUUUGAGGUUUAAUGGUCUGAUCGGGGUCCGACCGGUUUGAGUUGUUUUCUAAAUAAACAUACAAAUAAGCUAGUAAUUAAAGAUUUAAUAACCGGAAUGAAAUUUAUCUUACAUGUAUCUAUUAAAAAUAUAUUUUCCACAAAAUAAAUCUGCCUAAUCUCUAUGAUCCACCCACCAACUCCCUUUCUUUCGUUCCUCUUCCUCUAUUCCUCCUCUCUUCUUCUCCUUAUUUAGGUCAGACCGGGUGACUUUCUGGAAGCUAUUUUGAAACCUGAUUUACAUCGAUCCGGAUCCAACCAAAGGUUCGAUAGGGGUUUCGGAGUAUCUGAUGUGAUUGGUAAUUGCUCACCCUAUCCAUUCGUGAACCCAACAAUUAACAAAACAAAACGGAGAAACCAGAUUUCCCAACCAAAACGACGUCUCAGAGCAAUCGCAACACAGCAGAAAAAGCCGCCCAAACGGCUACUAUUAUAAAUAAAAAAGGGGAAACGGCUCUGUUCUUCCUUGUCCUUUUCAAUUUCACUCACUCUUCUGUUGUUUCGCCUUUCUUCUUCCUCUGCUUUUUUCCUUUCCCUCACAAACGGCAAAAAAAAAAAAAAAAAAUUCUCAUUAAACAAACAACAGAAUCCCCGCCUUCUUUCCUACUAACAAACUCUCUCAAUCUCUGUUCCCCCACAAACUUCCUUGGCCGUUUCUCAGCAGAAACCAGAAGAGGGGAGAAACAGUGGGGAUUUCUGUGUCCGCGCGAUCACACCCUCUCUUUCCGUUUCUUUAGUUCGGAUAAAAAGGGCCGUCACAGAAGAAUUUCCGGCAAUGCGGCAGAAAGAGAACGAGCAGGCUUGGAGUUGCGAUCGGAAAGUUCAAGCUCGGGGCUUCGUCACCCCGCCGCCGCACACUCGUGCCCAUCGCCGUCUCUUUCCGCCGCCGCCAUUCUCGGAGAGGAAGAUGGUCUCCUCCUCCUCCUCCGCCAACGCCAACUCUUCACCCGUUGGGAGUUGCAAGCACGACCUCUUCCAUGUCAUUCACAAGGUCCCCGCCGGCGAUUCUCCCUACGUCAAGGCCAAACACGUUCAGUUGAUUGAGAAGGACCCGAGCAGGGCAGUCUCCAUGUUCUGGGCCGCCAUUAACGCUGGUGACCGAGUUGAUAGUGCCUUGAAAGACAUGGCUGUGGUGCUGAAGCAAUUGAAUCGUUCUGAUGAGGCAAUUGAGGCCAUCAAAUCCUUUCGUCAUCUCUGCCCUCAAGAAUCUCAGGAAUCCAUUGACAACGUGCUCGUUGAACUCUACAAGAGGUCAGGAAGGGUAGAGGAAGAAAUUGAAAUGCUUCAGCGCAAGCUGAAGAACAUAGAAGAAGUAAUGGUGUUCGGUGGGAGAAGGACAAAGGUCGCCAGGUCUCAAGGCAAGAAGAUUCAAAUAACCGUUGAACAAGAGAGGGCUCGAAUUCUAGGAAACUUGGCCUGGGCUUACUUGCAGCAGCACAAUUAUGGCUUAGCUGAACAACAUUACAGGAGAGCUCUGUCCCUGGAGCCUGAUAGGAACAAGCAAUGCAACUUGGCAGUGUGUCUGAUGCACAUGAACAAGCUCCCUGAAGCAAGGGCUCUGCUUCAAGCCGUAAGAACUUCUUGUGGGAACAAACCAAUGGAGGAAUCUUACGCCAAAUCGUUUGAGCGUGCUUAUCAGAUGCUGACGGAGUUGGAGUCACGCCAAUCAAGUGAUGGACGUCCUUCUGCUUCUUCUUUGCAAACGCAACCAGUUGGUGAUCACCAUGGCUGGACGGAAUGCCCCUAUUUUGCUGCUGCUACUCCUCCUCCUCCACCUCAAAGCUUUGGCAUCCUCAUGAACAGCGGAAGGCACCGCCAUAGGCAGAAUUGCUAUGCUUCAACGACACCUGUGCUGUUCUCUCAGCCGAGAAGGUGUUUAUUCGGAAGUUUGGGAGCAGAGGGAUUCCCAAGUAGUACUACAAAUCAUGGAGAGCAGCAACAGUUGAGUGGGGGAGGGACUGGAGUUACUGUGUUGAAAAUUGAAGCGAGUAUGGUCACCCCUCGGCUGAAAUCUCAGCCAAGAUGGGUGACCGCUUCUUCUUCACCUUCGCCUGCUGAAAGAGACUGGAGGAAGCCGUGGACACAAGCCGCUGCGGCCACUACUCCCGGGAACAAUGACAAUAAUAAUAUACUGGUGAAGUUUCCAGUGGGUACGAACAAGAGUUGGGCUGAGAUGGUUGAAGAAGAGGAGGCCGAAGCAGAGCUGGGAAAGCUACCAGCAGGUUGGAAGGCUGAUGAUUUAACAGGAACUCUGGGCGAGAACUGGGAUGCAAACGUGGCUAAUGAUGAAAAGAGCUGGUAUACAAAGAACGAGCAGCAAUCUUCCCAAACUGAUGGAGGUGGUAUAUCGAGGACAACAGCCGCAUUGAGACGCCUGUGCUUCGACGGAGCUGGGAAAAAUAUGAACACCACGACGACUAAGAGAAGAAACCGUCUUCAGGUCUUCAAGGACAUAACCCCAACUCCAGAUAGUCCACGAGCAUCUUCUGCGGCAAUGUUAAUGAAUAAGAAAGAAACUGCACUCUAAAUUCGUUGAUUCUUUUGUAAAUGGUGAUUUGUAUAUCAUUCCUUCAAUCAUUCUUUCAAUGUAAUACAUACAAGUGACGAAU
Linum trigynum is the source of this 3304-nucleotide messenger RNA. NCBI's taxonomy places the organism in Eukaryota, Viridiplantae, Streptophyta, Magnoliopsida, Malpighiales, Linaceae. The record is from the annotation of a GenBank genome assembly.